Ostrinia nubilalis (European corn borer) is the source of this 4020-nucleotide messenger RNA. RefSeq names its product serine/arginine repetitive matrix protein 2 (gene Srrm234). The transcript is spliced from 11 exons. Lineage: Eukaryota; Metazoa; Arthropoda; Insecta; Lepidoptera; Crambidae. Bases 106 to 3363 code for a protein of 1085 amino acids. The record is from RefSeq and is a predicted model, not a curated record. Gene Ontology annotation, cellular component: nucleus.
AACACUAAUUCAUAAAAAAGUGUGAGCAGUCAAGAUGGACGUGUAGAUAUUUUUCGUGUGAAAUAUUUUAUUCAGGUGCUUGUAAAUGGUAAAUAAACCACCAAGAUGUAUAAUGGUAUUGGAUUGACUACACCGCGAGGUUCCGGAACUAAUGGUUAUGUGCAAAGAAAUUGGGCUUCAGUAAGAAAAACCAAAGAUUCUGUAAACUACAGAACUGAAGAGGAGAUAGCGAAAUUGGAUUCAGCAUCCAAUAAACAGCCGAACCGUGAAAUCUUGGAUCAUGAGAGGAAAAGGAAGAUCGAAGUGAAAUGUGCAGAACUAGAGGACACUUUGGAACAGGAAGGGUUGCCGCGAGAGGAGAUCGCGGCGCGGGUGGCGGCCUUCAGGGCGAAGUUGGCGGAGGCCGGCGGCGAAAAAGACGUGCCCAGGGACGAAUUCGGGAGGGUAGCCGUGCGCGAGACGCACGCGAUCGCCGAGGCGCAGCAGGAGAAGAACGCUCGGCUUCGGGACGCGUUUGGAAUCUCGCCGCGCUUCGUGGAAGGCAGCAGCCUGGACGAGCGGCGGGCCAGGGAGCAGGCGCAGCGGUACCCGCUGGUGCGGACGCCGAGCAACGAGCGGGAGGAGCGCGACGCGCAUGUGGCCAAGAAAAAAAAGAAGCGAAGCAGUUCAGAAGGCAAAAAACUGAAGAAGAAAAAGUCGAAAAAGAAUAAAAAAGAAAGGCAAGAGUCAAGCAAGAAAAAGAAGAAACGCUCCAAGUCUUCUAACUCCGAGACUUCCAGUAGCUCGGAGCAGGAGAGCGACUCCGACAGCUCUGGCGAUGAGAAGCAGAAAAAGAAAAAAAAGAAAAAGUCGAGUGGCAGACGACGGGGCGGCAGCGACGGGUCCAGUCGGGACAGUUCCGAAUCUGAACCCGAACCACCCCACAAGAACAGAUCCGAGAAGAGAGACAAACGACCCCACGACAGAGAGAGGAGUCUAUCUCAACCGCCGGAGAAGAGACGCCGCAGGAGCAUCUCGGUCGACUACGAGCGGAGCGACACCUACUACAACAAGGCCAAGGAGCCUGUCCCGAGCUACAGCAGGAACCAUCGGGACACUUCCCCGCGGGACGCCCGGGACCUGCGCCGAAGCGACUCCCCGCGACAUCGGGACCGGGAAUCCCCGCGAAACCACCGUCGCCGGGAAGACUCCCGGGACAAAGAAUACAGAACAGAGAGAGACGACAAAUACGAGAAAAAGAAAAAGAGAGACAGAGAGAGAUACGACGAUGAACCGCCCCGCCGCAGAGACAGAGAAGAAAACGGCGAACCCUCCCGAAACCGGAAAAAUCGAAGCCCGGAUCAAGACCGACGCGACAGGGACUCCUCGCCCGAGUACAAGGAGCGAUCUCCGGUGAAUAAAAACUACAGGAGUAAGGAGUCUCGCAAAGAUGUAGAACGGUCUUACCGAAACAGUUCCCCGCGAGAAAGCAGCCGGGACCCGCGGAGGAGCGAGUCUCCCCGCCACAGGAGCCGCCGGGAGGACUCCAGGGACAAAGAGUACAGAACUGACAGAGAUGACAAAUACAAGAAAAAGAGAGACAGAGAGAGAUACGAAGAAGAACCACCGCGACGCAGAGAUAGAGAAGAAAAUGGCGAAUUUUCGCGAAGUCGGCGGAAUCGAAGCCCAGUAGAAGACAGACGUGACAGAGAAUCGUCGCCGGAAUACAAGGAGCGAUCUCCGGUAAACAAAAACUACAGGAAUAAAGAAUCUCGCAAGGACGUAGACCUACCGUACAGAAAGUCGCGGCCCGACAGGAAGGAGUCGUCGUCCGAGUCCGAAUCUGAGCCGGAGCGUAAGCCGAGGUCGGAGAUAAUUAAGAAAUCCAAGUAUUACAAAGACAGAAGCGCUUCUCGCGAGCCCGAGGAACAGAAGCGAAGGAGUCCGUCACCGGAGCCCAGGAGACGAAGCCCGUCGCCUUCCACGAGCCGACAGGAUAAACACAGACAAGCUGAAAAACCGAGAGUCGUCGAAAACCAUCAGGAUAGCCGAUCCAGGAAAAGGUCUCCGUCUCCCGAAGUGAAACUGGCACGACGCAGGCCGUCGCCGAGCCGGUCGCGAUCCACAUCGCCCGCGAGGAAGUCUGCUAAAAAGGAUAAACUGAAAGUUGAGACCGCGAGUACGUCUAAAGCGAGAAAAUCGCCAGACGCGCGGACAGCAUCGCCGAAGCCCGAUGUCAGCGAUAGGGAAGCGAGAGAUAGGAGCGUCGACAGGCGGGAUAAUCGCCACGACGAACAAGACGACGAUCGCUCCGAAUCAAAGAAAAAGAAGAAGAAAUCGCGCUCCCGAUCUGUGCAGAAGUCGCGAAGCACGUCGAGUCUCAGCUACUCGCCAGCAAGGCGAAGCCCCGAGCGCUACCGAGACAUCAUCGAAAGGCUGCCUGAAAAGGACAAGCGAAAGUACAUCAAAUCGCCGUCCGAUCUAGAUCCAAAGAAGAGGAAAAAGGGCGAAAAAUCCAACUACAAACCAAAAGCAGUCUGCCUGAGGAGUUCAUGCAGCGACAACGAGGUGUCUGAAGAAGAAGAUUUCCUGGGUGUCGACGAGCGGGCUCGUCAGGACCAGUUUGAACUACGAGAGAUGAAUAAGCUGAAGGAAAAAUUAGCCAAGAUGGCGAGCGGGAUGUUGACAGAAAUGUCUGAGCCUUCGACGUCGCAGGCGGGGCGGAGUUCCAGCGCUCCGAGGAAUCCAACUACUGGGGAGAGUAGUGGUAGAAGGGAGGAGAGUAGUAGAAGGGAGGAGGGUAGUAGAAGGGAGGAGGGUAGUAGAAGGGAGGAGGGUAGUAGAAAGGAGGAGAGUAGUAAAAGGGAGGAAGGUAGCAGAAGAGAGGGCAGCAAUAGAAGGGAGGAAGAGAGAGCGCGGAGCCCUGCUAAAGGUUCCCCCAAGUCGGGGCGGAGCGCCCGGCCUACAGAGAGUUCUUCAGAGAGGCGGCGCAGGCGCAGCCGCUCGCGAGGCAGCUGGACGUCGCGAUCGCGGUCCCGGUCGCGGUCGCGUUCGCGGUCACGGUCACGAUCCAGGUCCCGCUCGUCGCGGUCACGAUCGCGAUCGUAUUCGUCGUCGAGGCGCUCGCGUUCGUCUCGCUCCAGCUCGUACAGCAGCCGCAGUUCGUCUCGCUCUUCGCGCAGCUCGUCGCGCUCCACACGCUCCUCACGAACAAUGACGGGCGUGUACGCCGAUUACCGUAGAUCCAGCGACACGCGCCCGCGCUCGCGAUCGCCGUCAAUCCCGCGGCGCGCCGGAUCGCCGUCGUUCCUCGAUCGUCGCCGCAUCACGAGAAAACGAAAGUAUAGCACGAGUUCUGAAGACACGAGUAGUAGCUCCGAUUAGUGCGCAGUGAUUCUGCUAGUUCAAUAACCUUAGCCUAAGAUUAUAAUUUGUAUUCCUUAUCGUUCGACUAAGACAUAAUUUCAAACAACCAAAAUUUCAUUUUUUUUAACGAAUUCACAAUGCUGAUGUGUUAUACAAAUGGAUUAUAUUCAAGGAUUAAUAUUUGUAUGAAAAACAGAAAAUUCAUUGGCUGUGAUGGAAUUAAUUCUUGUAGGUUUAAAUUAUGUAAAAAUGUAAAUGGAGUUUGUUGUGUGUAAAACUAACUGUUUGCUUUGAAUCUUAACAUGGGUGUGCUAUUUUUAGUCUUAAUCUAUGUAUAAAUAUUUCGAGCGACUUGUUUUCACGAUGUAGUGAUUUCUAUUUUUGCUGGCUUUGAAGAUAAAUGGGAAUGAAUUUGGAUUUGGAUGUUCAAAGACGAUUAAUAAAUUAUUUUUUCUCCGUAGCGCACCCAUAAUAGAUCUUACUACAAAUAAAUACAAGUAUAGAAGAAGAUGAAAGCCCUAGCCAGCUAUCAGUUCCCAGGACGUCAUAUGCGCUCCAUGACGCCAGUUGUAGACCUUGUGCUAUUUAUGGACAUUAUUUUUGCAAGUGUGUUUUCUGUUUCAAUCUUAUAUUAUUUAGUUUGUUUUAUCACAUUAAAGUUUAUUGUAAAUCUUA